AUGCUUGGAAUAUGUGAAAAGCUGAGAAGUGGAAUGAAGAUGCUGCGCAACAGACUGUUUGCAAGGAACUUCAGGGUGGUGAUUCUUGGAUCUGAGCAGAGUGGCAAGUCUACGAUUGUGUCAAAGGUGUUUGGACAAUGGCCGAAAAGCUUUAGGAAGCAGAAAGAUGUGGAUGUAUAUGAGUUCCGAGAGGGUGGUAUAAAUUAUACUGUGUAUGAUGUGAGUGGUAAGAGACCGUUGAAGGCAAGGUGGGACUGCUUGUAUAGAAGAAGCGAUGUUAUGUUGUACUGUAUUGACUCGAAUGGUUCUGUAGAUGAUCUUGAGAGAAGCAAGGAGGAUCUGCUUUCUAUGCUAUAUAGAAACAUAUGGACAAGGAGGAAUAUGCUUGUUCUUGGAACCAAGAGCGAGGUUGAUAGAGCGAUCGGAAGCAAGGAGAUGAUUCUUGCAAUGGAUUUGCUGUCGAUUGCAGACAGAGAGAUUUCAUGUUUUUCUGUGUCUACUGAAAAUGAUAUGAACAUUGGGAUGGUGAAGAUGUGGUUGAAGGAGCAGUAUGAUGUAGCGAUGGUAGAUUGA
This is a messenger RNA of Ordospora colligata OC4, 573 nucleotides long. Its product is annotated as ADP-ribosylation factor family domain-containing protein. Lineage: Eukaryota; Fungi; Microsporidia; Ordosporidae. The record is from RefSeq and is a predicted model, not a curated record. The coding region runs from base 1 to 573 and encodes 190 amino acids. The transcript has a single exon. Gene Ontology annotation, molecular function: GTP binding; GTPase activity.